This is a messenger RNA of Prorocentrum cordatum, 465 nucleotides long. NCBI's taxonomy places the organism in Eukaryota, Dinophyceae, Prorocentrales, Prorocentraceae. The record is from the annotation of a GenBank genome assembly.
GACCUCGGUGGCGCCUGCGGGACAUUUCGAUGAGCUCAUGGGCUCGGACGCCCUGCUCGAGAUCCUGCGGCGCGAGCUGGUGGAGGCGAUUGGGCGAUUCGCCGAGACGGCGGAGCCCGCGGAACACGAUGCGGAUAUUGCAGAUGCAGGGCGUCCUGCCGCGGGUGCCGAGCCGCCGAGCCUCGCAGGCGCCCUGUCCAUGAGGGCGUUGGGGGCGGCGAAGGUGGCUGCGCCCGCGGGGCCCCUGGAGGGCGCCCCGCCCGCGCGUGGCGCCGAGGGCGGUGCGGGCGGCAGCGGCGCGCAGGAGCUGGCGUCGGCGCUGUUUGCAGUGCCGAGGUCCUCGGUCUCGCUGGCGGCGGGCAGCGCAGAGGGCUCCGCAGGCGGGGAUCUGUUCCCAUGCGCGGGCGGCUGGGGGCUGCCGCGCGGGCUGGCGACGGGUGGGCCCGCUGCAGGAAGCUGGCGAAG